Molecule: messenger RNA, 1398 nt
Organism: Pediculus humanus corporis (human body louse)
Lineage: Eukaryota; Metazoa; Arthropoda; Insecta; Psocodea; Pediculidae
Product: 6-phosphofructo-2-kinase/fructose-2,6-bisphosphatase, putative
Exons: 8
Coding region: 1-1398 (465 amino acids)
Biological process (GO): fructose metabolic process; fructose 2,6-bisphosphate metabolic process
Cellular component (GO): cytosol
Molecular function (GO): fructose-2,6-bisphosphate 2-phosphatase activity; 6-phosphofructo-2-kinase activity; ATP binding
Source: RefSeq, a predicted model, not a curated record
AUGAAGUUUAAUGAUUUUAGAUCUUUGGUUGUUGCUUUCGUCGGACUUCCGGCACGUGGUAAAACAGUUUUGGCUCAUAAACUAACAAGAUAUUUACAAUGGAUUGGGAUAUCGACGGAGGUGUUCAGCGUUUGCGAUUAUUGUCGAAAACACGUGGAAUUAUACGAUCACAACGUGUUCAGAGUCGAUAAUAGGGAAGCGAUGAAAUUAAGAGAAAAAAGCACUUUCGAAGCCAUGGAAGAUGCAACUCGUUGGUUAAAAGGUGAUGGAAAAGUCGCGAUAUUAGACGGUACGAAUCCGAAUAGAAACUACAGGAAAGUUUUACACGAAUAUUUUGUCAAACAACUCGGUUAUAAAUUAUUAUUUGUCGAAUGUAUUUGCGACGACGAUGGUAUCUUGGAAAAAAACAUCAGGGAAAUCUUGCAAUUCAACAUAGAUUAUAAGAAAAUGAAAAAAGAAAUGGCAAUGAAGGAUUUGAGGUGUAAAAUAGAACAUUUUAAAGAACAAUACGAAUGUUUAACAACGAGAAACGAAUCCAAUUUAAGUUUUAUUAAAGUUUUCAAUGGCGGCGAAAAUAUUUCGAUAAAUAAAAUAUCAGGUCAAUUGCAAUGUAAAAUCCUUUAUUACAUAUCUAAUUUUCGCGCACAACCGAGGACUUUGUAUUUUUCAAGACACGGCGAAAGCGAAUUUAAUUUACUCGGACGUAUUGGAGGAGAUGCAAAUUUAUCACCGAGAGGAUUACAAUACGCACAAAAUUUAGCAAGAUAUUUCAAUCAGAGAUGUAUAAAAGGAUUGAAAAUAUGGACGAGUGAAAAAAGGAGAACGAAUCAAACGGCGGGUGGGAUUUUAGCACCCGUUGAAUCCCUGGAAUCGUUAAACGAACUCGAUGCCGGGAUUUGCGAAGGUUUAACAUACGAUGAAAUGAAAGAACAUUAUCCGAAAGAAUUCGCAUGGAGAGAUGAGGAUAAAUUAAGGUAUCGUUAUCCCUGGGGAGAAUCUUACGUCGAUAUAAUGACGAGAACGGAACCUAUAUUGAUGCAAUUGGAAUCCGAAGAUAACGUUUUGGUAUUGAGUCAUCAAGCCGUACUCAGGUGCAUAAUCGGUUAUUUUUUGUACAAAACGAAAGAACAACUUCCGUACCUGGAAAUCCCAUUGCACACGAUAAUUAAAUUAACGAGCCACGGGUACGAUUAUAAAAUGGAACUCAUUAAAUUGAACGUCGAUUGCGUUGACACGACUAGGAAAAGGCCAAAAGAUUGUUCUUUGUCGACCCAACAACCGUCUCACGAAUCAUUGAAAAAUCCCGUUGUUACAUCACAUUUUCAUGGAAAUGUUAAAAAAUUUUGGUCGCAAGAUGAUAAUAAUAAUAAUAAUUCAAACGUUUGUUUGGGAGCUUGA